This is a messenger RNA of Amoebophrya sp. A25, 3020 nucleotides long. Lineage: Eukaryota; Dinophyceae; Syndiniales; Amoebophryaceae. The record is from the annotation of a GenBank genome assembly.
CUUGAACAAAGGAGCUCGGGUGUCCCUGCGACCCAAUAGUAGGACGCUGAGGGAGAUGCAGGUCGGGCAACAUCAAGGUCAACAUGAUCAAGGAUCGAAGAACGAUGUAGAUCGUAAGGGCCGCAGUCGUACUAGUGCUGGUAGCAAAGGAAGCACUAAGUCUAAGAACAGAACAAGCAAGGGCAAGAGGAUGAAGCCGCUGUCUCGAGAUGAACGCAUAAAGAGCGUUUUAGGAGCCUCUUCUAGCAGUAGACUAGCAAUAGGCAAAAGUUCUCUGUUUCAGUGCGAACCAGCACUAGUGGAGGCCCUGCGACUUCGAUACAAAGCCCUUCAUCUUCGCAAAGACAAAGAUGUAACAAGGGACAAUAAAGACAAUGACAAACAAGUAGGGACAGGGAGUACUACAAGAGACAAGAUGGACAAACUCAAACAAGUAGGGAGUACUACAAGAGACAACGACAACAAUAAACAAGUAGGGAGUACUUCUACAAGAGACAAGACAGGCGUGGUGAGGGACAUCGUAGAUGCUCGAGAUAAAGAUGUCAGGGAGAAAGACCAAGAGGUGAUCAGUGGAAGCGUUAAAGCUAUCAACAGGACGACUAGAAGCGAGGACUUGAAUAUCAGUAGGGGUAGUAGAAGAGACAGAGACAAAGACGUCAGGGGAACAAUAGUUGACAAGUCUGUUCGUAGAGACCAGGACAUGGACGUGAUUAGUAGAAGCAGGAAUAAGGAGAAGGAUGUCAGCGUCAGGACGCGAGACAAAGCCCCCGCGCCACCUACUUCUAGGGACAAGGAUGCUCUUAGGGAUAAGCAGAACGAAACUAGAGACAAAUACGUUACUAGGGAUGGGCAUGAUGUUCGUUCUACAAAUUGUGAGCGUUCGAAAAGAAGACGACCUGCGGAGGCCGACUUGCUAUCUACGUCUUCUGAGGGAUCCAAAAACAGGAAUCGUCCAUCCAACCGGCAACCUUCUAGAAAAGUAAACGCUGAGGGUGCUAAGACCGCUGUUGCGAACGCGAAGCAAUGUAGAAGGAAGAGAGAAGAUUCUGAGGACGCCAAGACCAAUACGAAUACUUCCAAGAAUUAUAAAUCAAGUACAACUUCUAGAACAACAACAAGGAGGAACGACGAGGAUCAAAAAAGAGAGGAAGAAAGAGCUGCGAGAGCUCCGUCUCCUGGUGGCCGUGCCUCGGAUAGAAGAGCAGCAAGCCCCAGUGGGGCAAGAGUAAGGGAGGAUGGGGAGGCUUCUUCGUCUUCAAGCGAAGGGGAUAGUGAUGAAAGUUCUUCUUCGUCUUCCUCUUCGGGGUCGUCGUCGUCUUCAUCAUCGAACGAAGAGGAUUCGAGCUCAGAGCGGCCACAGGGUAUAUAGAAUCAGACUCCAUCUUCUUGUUCUUGUGGAUAUCUUCUUUAUAAGUUUUUUACUAUAGUUCUUAUUUAGAUAUUUGGAUUACUUGAUUCUUUUGGUUUUUUGUUUCCUAGUUAGGUGUGCUCCACCGAUUUUAUUAGUUUUUUACUGUGUGCGCCGUAGUGGCUAUGUUCUUUUGACAAUAUCUAAAGCGGGUCUGUCCUGUUUCUGUGUGCACUACUAGGAUUUAUGUAUGACAGUACUUGCAGUUGCGCUUACCUAUUUUGAUACUGUUCUUCAUCUCUAUCGAUCCUUUUCUUCAGGUUCCAAUGGUCGUGUCUCGUCAAGUGUGGCGCCAAAGAGGUAUAUUAGGCAAGGAUCCCCAAGAGGUUCACCAAAAGGUUCACCAAAAGGUUCACCAAGAGGUUCACCACGACAAGCAAUAGCUGCCAGGGUAAAUGCUGCGUCAUCGACGAACAAUAGUCGACGUGGAGGGGGACAACAUUAAGGCUACCGCGACAGCAUCCUGAGUGAGCGCCAUUCUUGUUCCUUUUUCUACUUGAAAAAGGAAGUAGCAAGGACGCACUCAGGGAUGCUAUUAACGCGGUAGUUCUAACAACAAGGGGGAACCGGACAGCCAUAUCUUCUCGAUCUGUCUCAGUGUCAGCAGGUCUAUGUUCCGCAACAGCAGCCGCAGUAUUUUGUUGACCCUACGACAGGCAGUCUGGUUGCUGCCACCACUCAGAACCAACAGCAAGGGUACAAUAUUCAAGUAGUAUCUUCACCACAGACAGCAGCAACUUAUGCAGGAGGAACGGGCACUGGCGUUGUGGCAGGUAUGAUCUUCGACUUCAUAAUAUUGAUAUUUCUUUAUAGAGUGAGACGAGAAUAGAGUUGUUUAUAGAGUGGGACGAUCUUCGAACUUCGAGAACGUUCGACUGCUCAACAUAUAUGCAUAAUUUAUUUACAUUUACACAACAGGAGCUGGAGCUCCUACUGCUCCUCAUAUAUAAUAGAAUUUAUAUUUACACAUUUACACAACAACAGGAGCGGCUAGUCCUACUACCUUCAUUGGGCCUGAUGCAAAGAAUCCGUGGACUGCUAGAUGCAUAGCACGCUUCGGACGGUAUGCCUUGGCACACCAGUGCGUCGUGGAGAAGAAGUUCAUGCUCGCCUUUUUACAGAGACCGGACUUUCAUGAGGCCUUUCUGAGUUAAGAACGUCUGUUCAAACAAUCUUGGAUGAACAAGAUAAACAAUGUAGUGAUCAUGUCUAGGUAAAUGAAUUUCUCUACUAAGUGAAAGUUUUUGUUUUAGUAGUCGCAUCGAUCUCCUUGUCCAUAGUUUACAUUCCGACUUACGAUUGGGUAGGCUGUCUCUGUCGCGGUCUCGACUGUGAUCAGUUGCAAAUUGAGAAGCCCUACGGUCGUCACGAAAGGCGAUAUCAGGGCAACAAACAUGACAUAUACAUAGAUCACUAGGCAGCUUUUUAUGAGUUGCUACGUGGUUCGAAUGAAUGAAUGAAUGAAUGAAUACCAACCCUGACCUUCUUCUAACAGUUGCAUUUGGAAGCAACGAACCCGGAAGAGCGUUUACCUGCGUCUGCACGCGGAAGUAGCAACUUGUCGAAUUUUUACCACGCAGUGUGGAUGGAGUUUACUUCGAGACCAUUUUAA